CUUCAUCCCACAGCCAUGUCCUGCUACGAUCUGUGCCGUCCCUGUGGCCCAACCCCGCUGGCCAACAGCUGCAACGAGCCCUGUGUCAGGCAGUGCCAGGACUCCCGCGUGGUGAUCCAGCCCUCUCCCGUGGUGGUGACCCUGCCCGGACCCAUCCUCAGCUCCUUCCCCCAGAACACCGCUGUGGGAUCCUCAGCAUCUGCUGCUGUUGGCAGCAUCCUGAGUGAGGAGGGAGUGCCCAUCUCCUCCGGGGGCUAUGGCCUCUCUGGCCUUGGUGGUCGCUACUGUGGCAGAAGGUGCCUGCCCUGCUAAAGCCGGGAUGGACGCCCAGUGAGUGCAUCGACCAGGAAGCCCAGAGCCAGGUGCCGGACUGAGGACGGAGCUGCUGGCCCGGGUUUCCAGAUGGGUUGAGCAGCCUUGUGCCCUCCUGCAAAGGAGGGAGGGAAGCAAUUGCUGUCUGGAAACAUGGCCAACAUAUGUCU
Messenger RNA from Phaethon lepturus (White-tailed tropicbird), 482 nucleotides. Its product is annotated as feather keratin 1. Gene Ontology annotation, molecular function: structural constituent of cytoskeleton. The transcript has a single exon. The record is from RefSeq and is a predicted model, not a curated record. Lineage: Eukaryota; Metazoa; Chordata; Aves; Phaethontiformes; Phaethontidae. Gene Ontology annotation, cellular component: intermediate filament. The coding region runs from base 16 to 312 and encodes 98 amino acids.